CUCCACUAAACACACUAGUGCAUUUUAAAAACCUCUCAUGUAGCCUUCCAAAAGGUCUGCUUUGCAUACCAGUCUUCUGGAUUUUCUAGAAUAGUCUAUACUUUUGAAUGUGAGGUCAGAGUUUUCAAUGUAAGAUGCAGCUCAUGAAGACAAUCACGACAACAGCGCAACGUUUUCACAGAGGCAGAAGUCGUCGGAAUUUUUGACGUUGCUGUGAAUAAAAUCGUGAAAAAUUUUACUGUUUGACUUGGAAACCUGACGGACAGGGAUGUGCCAGUUUUAAAUCUUCCAGAUAUACAUAUGGUAUGGCUUAAUGGCUAGCACGUUCGCCUCACACCGCCAGGGUUGGGGGUUCGAUUCCUGCCACAGCCCUGUGUGUGUGGAGUUUGCAUGUUCUCCCCGUCCUGUUGGUUUUACCUUCGGGUACUCCAGUUUCCAAAGACAUGCACGGUAGGCUGACUGGCAUGUCCAAAGUGUCCGUAGUGAUCCCUGCGAUGGAUUGGCAUCCUGUCCAGGGUGUACCCGCUUGUGCUUGACCCUCCCUGGGAUAGGCUCCAGGUUCCCCGCGACCUUGAAGGAUAAGUGGUAUAGAAGCUGGAUGGAUGAACUUCUCACUACACUCAUAAAUCACUGCAAGGAAUGUUCCUUUGGUUUUUUUAGUCACACAUAGGCUAUGUGCUAUGUAUGUUCCUGACAUACUAAACUAUUCAAAUGUUACACUCGUCCUAUAUUAUCAAUCUGGAAUGUACAAAACAAAAAAGUAGGGUCAAGGAUUGGGGUUGCAGAAAUCUCAUGAUGUCCAUUUGGGGUCGCUUGGGAAUCAUUGUAAUGGGAAUAAAAGUUUCUUUAUAGGUGUAAAAAAAAAAAAAAACUGACAAAUCUAUGUGUAAUUUUUUUCUAAAUAUCUCCACAAAAUCCCUAAUGAACAAUAAUCCACACGUAGUUUACUUAAUUUAAAUUCAGACUUUUUGUGCGCAAUAAUUCAGCAGGUUAGAAAGAGUGGAUCUGGCAACCCGUUUUAAAAGGACUGUGGUUUGUUUUUACGGAACUACUUUCGUGUUCCUCCGAGUACGGGGUAGUAGUUCUUAACCGACUAUUUUAGCGCUUAUUUAAAUAUUAUUUCACUAACUAAAUUAAUAAUGUUUCAUUUUAAAACGCAGAAGUCAGUGUUUAUAAUCAUUUAUUUUCCGCUAACUGAGGAAAUAAAAAGCAAUAAGGUCCAGUUUUCGACACCGAUUUGAUGUUCGGCCUUUUCUUUUUCCAUGGACGGCCGCCAUCUUGAAUUUUAAUGUUGAUUUUUUUUUUACUGUAGCUAAGUUAGACAUAUGUUUAAUCAGUAUUUUUUUUAGGAUUUUAAUUACUUUGAUUUGGGAUCAUAGUGAAAGAUUCAGGUCUGAUUCGCCAUGACAGCCAAUGACUAACACAGAGACUCGAUGCUACUAACGCGGGCGCUCUGCGGGUAUGAAGUGGAUGGGAGAACCCAAGAAGAACAUGGUAGUAAAUGGCAGACGUCAUGGCAGCAGGUUCACCGAAAGCCGCCCACAGCAUCUGCGUCACAGCAAGAACUCGCUCAGCAGCCGGAGAUGCAGCCGCCGUUUCAACGGUGGUCCGAUGGAGGCGGAAAGACGCCACGUCCCGUCGUCAGGAAUGACCGCCAAGGAACUGUGUGAGAACGAUGACCUGACCACGAGCCUCAUCCUUGAUCCUUACCUCGGCUUUCAAACCCAUAAGAUGAACACCAGAUUUCGGCCCGUUAAAGGAAGACAAGACGAGCUGAAGGACAUCAUAGAGAGUUUUAAAAAACACAACGACCUCGAGAAAGCUUUUGAAGCUUUAACAUGUGGAGAUUCCUCCAGGAAUCAUCUUCUGUCCAAGACUAAGGCUCAGGAGAAACUUUUCAAACAACACGUAUUUGUUUAUCUGCGCAUGUUUGCGAGCGACAGCGGGUUCGAGAUUUUGCCUUGCAACCGAUAUUCAUCUGAACAAAACGGAGCCAAAAUAGUUGCAACAAAGGAAUGGAAGAGGAAUGAUAAGAUCGAGCACCUGGUGGGUUGCAUUGCUGAGCUGUCAGCCAGCGAGGAGAACAUGUUAUUACGCCACGGGCAGAACGACUUCAGCGUCAUGUACUCCACUCGCAAAAACUGCGCUCAGCUCUGGCUCGGGCCCGCCGCUUUCAUCAACCACGAUUGUCGGCCGAAUUGCAAGUUUGUGUCAACGGGGCGCGACACGGCUUGCGUUAAAGUUCUCCGAGAUAUCGAACCGGGCGAAGAGAUCUCCUGUUACUACGGCGACGGCUUCUUCGGAGAAAACAAUGAAUUUUGCGAAUGCUACACGUGCGAAAGGCGUGGCACUGGUGCUUUCAAAUCAAAAAUGGGACUUCCCGUGGCAGUUCCUGUUAUCAAUAGCAAAUACGGCUUGAGGGAGACCGACCGGCGAAUCAAUAGGCUGAAGAAGCUGGAAGAAGCGAGCCAGAACUCCGACGUCCGUUCCGUCGGCUCUCACACCGACGCAGACACUCAGGAUUCACCAAAAACACACUCAUCGUCUAGGAAAAGAACGCCGGCUAGUGCGAGGGUAAGUAAAACCAGGAGCCAUGAUGGACGGUCUCUCUCAAGAGCUUACACAUCUACCUCACCUUCCAAACAAAGUCAAGCUAAUAACAGGGUACCAAAGAGACUGAAAUCAAAACCCUCCAGGCCUUCGCUCACGAGCGUACGGUUACGGAGCCAGAGCCGAGGGUCAGACGUGAAGACCUCCGCCAAGGAGCCGAAAGCCGCGCUCUGCAGAGACGUCCGUGUUAAAAAGGAGAAGGACUCGCUUAGAACUUUUAACUCUGCCAGUUCCAGAGGCUGCUUAACACAGCACAUCGCGAAGGAAAACUAUCAGCCGUCUUUAAAGUGUUCUGCGGAAUCGGAGAGCUGCACUUACAGGACUCGAAGGUCAGCGAGGACUUUGCAUAAGGCGCAGGAAGCCGACGGCGUCGACGGCGAACGAAGCACUUUUGAAAGCCAAAACCCGGUCAUUAAAACGGAGCCGGCUGACAUGGAGGAGUACCUCUCUCACAGCUUGACGCUGAAGGAGAAAACGCCGGAAGACUCGUACAUCGGGAGAGUUUCUAACUCGCAGCAUCUCCAGUUCCCUCAGCUCCAGCUGGACAGGAGGAUAAAAAGCGAGGACGAGCGCAGCGAGCCUUUCACGCCAAGGUUUAUGCAAAGUCCUAGCGUCAAGGACGUGCUCCUGGGGUUUCCCGAAAGGCCUCGGCGUUCCGGUUCUUCCAAGAAGGACAAGUCUAAAGGAAGCAGGCGGAGUUUGGGAAGAGGGAAGAAGAAACACAGAAUUCCACACUAUGACGCAGUGAUUCUGGAUAGCAGCACGGGGAUUCCCAAGCUGACCUUGCGCAGACGUAGGGACAGCGGCGAGACCAGACAGGCUCACACGGACUCCUCAAAGAUUGGCUUCAAGCUGGGCAAAGACCGCGAGCGCGACGAGGGAAGCUCUCACGGAGCCAGGUUCAGCAACAACGGCUUCAGUUCCGCGUCCAGAAAGAGUUCCGGAAAGCUGAAGAUCCAGAUGAAACGCGAGGACAGCGAGCGUCUGGUCGCGCAGACGUGUCUCAACGGCAGUCACCGGCGCAACCAUGUGGAUCAGCAGCCUUCAUCGUCGUCGUCGGAGGAGGAGGAGGAGGAGGAGGACGACGAUGACGAUGAUUACGAGGACGAUUUUCCGCUUCCGACGGCAAAACGUCUCCGGCUUAUUCUCGGCAAAGAUUCCAUAGACAUCGAUAUCUCCUCCAGGAGGAGAGAGGAUCAGUCGUUGAGGCUCAGUGCAUAAGCUCACCUUCAGACUCACAUGUACAUAAACUUCAGGUUAACUCUGAUUAUAUCACUGAAAAGAAAGACAUCAUUUAAGGAAUAACUUGAGCUUUUUUCCCCACCUCCAAUCUAAUCUCUCUCCAUUGUAUAUGUAGCAUAUGUGUGAUUACUGUGUAUAACAAUUUCAAUGUUGCCCUGAUUAGAAAAAUAGCGAACUUAUAAUGGAGGUCUAUGGGCAGAUGUCAAGUUUUUUAAUGAAUAUUUAAAUCAGCAGAAGUUUAGAAGGAAACACUAAAGGUGUGAGGAUGAGAUCGAUGCUAGACGUUUUUACGGUGUUGCUGUAGCAUUUUAUCAUUUUUAAUUAAACGUGAAUAAAAUUUGCCCGCCAGAAAAGCCAGUUCACCGAAGGGGAAAGGACGGACGCAGGAUGUGAAUGAGGGCCUUGGGUUAGAAUGUGUUUAUCGCCUUCCUUUUAACUGAAGGGACACGCUGUGAGGAUUUGUGGUUAAUGAAAUAAAUAUACAU
Messenger RNA from Ictalurus punctatus (channel catfish), 4337 nucleotides. RefSeq names its product histone-lysine N-methyltransferase KMT5B. Bases 1462 to 3831 code for a protein of 789 amino acids. Gene Ontology annotation, molecular function: histone H4K20 methyltransferase activity; protein binding. The transcript is spliced from 10 exons. NCBI's taxonomy places the organism in Eukaryota, Metazoa, Chordata, Actinopteri, Siluriformes, Ictaluridae. Gene Ontology annotation, cellular component: nucleus. The record is from RefSeq and is a predicted model, not a curated record.